Molecule: messenger RNA, 2297 nt
Organism: Daktulosphaira vitifoliae (grape phylloxera)
Lineage: Eukaryota; Metazoa; Arthropoda; Insecta; Hemiptera; Phylloxeridae
Exons: 2
Coding region: 1-1272 (423 amino acids)
Source: RefSeq, a predicted model, not a curated record
AUGGCUUCCCGCAAUCGAGAUAUUGGUAGAAAAUAUGAUUCUGGAAGUGCCAAAAGAAAAAGAAAUGAAAAAAGGAAAGUACUUGAAGGGCAGCUUCGUAACACAUUAACCAAGUUUUUAAAAGCUGAAACUUCUAAGAACGGUAGUGAUAUUGAAAUUCCAAAUAAAACUGUUACUUGUGGUCCAUUAAGAUUACACAGUGCAAGUUUAGAAAGCCCUGAAGCACAUAAUCAUUCUACCCCUGCAGAUCCAUCUACAUUAACCCCCCAACAUUUGUUAAACGGUGAGCAACAAAAAAGACGAUGGUUCAUUUACUCUGAAUCAAAUGAUUCUGCUCACUGCUUUGCAUGCCGUUUAUUUUCUGACAUUUCCAAUUGUGCCUUAAGUUCUAGGAAAGGUACAAAUGAUUGGCAACACUUAAGUGUAAUUUUAAAAUGUCAUGAAAAUAACAAAACGCACAGAGAGUGUAUGUUAAAAUGGUUCGAACUAGAAAAGCGUUUAAAAACGCUUGAAACCAUUGAUCGAGAGACUGAAGCUCAGAUUAGAUCUGAAGCUCAACGGUGGAAAGAUGUAAUGGAGAGGCUUUUAGCAAUUGUACAGUUUUUGGCUUCUCACAAUUUAGCAUUUAGAGGUCAUAGAGAAACAAUAACUUCAGACAGUUCAGAUAGAAGUGGUAAUUUUCUAGAUCUUCUAAAAUUAAUUGCUAAAUUUGACCCUUUAUUGAGAGAACAUUUAAAUCAAAUUGUCAACAAAAAAAUUGGUAGAAAUCAUUAUUUGAGCAAAGAAACUCAAAAUGAGUUUAUACUUCUAAUGGCAAAUCAUGUAGUGAAAAAGAUAACAGAAAAAGUUUUUAAAAACAAAUACUAUUCUAUCAUUUUAGACUGUACACGAGAUAUUGCAAGAAUUGAACAACUUUCUGUGAUUUUGAGAACUACCAAUAUGGAAACUGCUUCAAUUGAAGAGCAUUUUAUCAGGUUUGUUGCAGUUAAAAAAACUACUGCCGAAGAAUUAACCAACUACUUGUUAAAAGAACUUGACAAACUAGGCUUGAAUAUAGCUAACUGCAGAGGCCAGAGUUACUACAAUGGGUCAAAUAUGCGAGGAAUUCAAAAUGGUGUCCAACAAAAAAUUUUAAACUUGAACCCUUUGGCUUUUUUUGUACCAUGUGGUAGUCAUAGUUGGAAUUUGGUUUUAAGCGAUGCAGCGUCAUCUAGUGUUCAAGCACAGACAUUUUUUGGAACCUUGCAAAGAUUGUACACAAUAUUUUCAUGAUCUAGUUACAGAUGGAGUAUACUUAAAGAACAUGUAGAUAUUUCAGUUAAGCCUCUUUUAGAAACUAGAUGGGAGUGUAGAGUGGAGUCUGUAAAAGCAGUCAGGUUCCAGUUGAGUAAGGUUUGUGACGCUCUGUCAAGUCUACGGGAAAAGAGCACAGACUGUUUACUUAUAAGUGAAUGUCAUUCGUUAGAAAAUGAAAUCUCGACAUUUGAGUUCAUUAUUUCAUUAGUAGUUUGGUACGAUAUCCUGGUGAAAAUUCACGUUAUUAGUAAAAUAUGGCAAAGUCGAAGUAUGAAUCUAGAUGCAGCAAUAAAUCAUUUAAAGGUAUUCUUGAAAUGGUUAGAUGAGUAUAGGGAUCAGGGUUUUGAGUCUGCACUAGUGACAGGUAAAGAAGUAGCAGAAGAAAUAGGCCUUAGUGAAAUUGUUUUUAAGUCUACAAGACAAAGACGGAAAAGGAGACACUUUGGCUAUGAAGCUACAGAUGACACACCAGAGUUAUCACCAAAAGAUAGAUUUAAAAUUAGCUAUUUUUAUGUGGUUGUGGAUAAAAUCCGGACAAGUUGUGAACCAAGGUUUGAAGCUUUGAAAUGCCAUGAAAAUAAUUUUGGCUUUUUGUAUGACAUAAUGAACCUCUCCUCCACUAUGUCUGAAAAAGAGUUGUUAAAUAACUGCAAAGAUCUGCAAGUUACACUAUCAAUAGUAAAUAACCAUGACAUAGACGGAGUAGACUUGUUUGAAGAGCUAAAACUAUUUUCAAGUGUUUUAGUAGAAGUAGAAGCUCAGCAAAAAAAAAAAAGAAACAAAUGAAUAAAGUGGGAUAGUACGGGCAUUGAAGUAUAUUGUAGACAACAAUUUGAGUGAAAUUUAUCCAAAUAUAAGUAUUGCACUUAGAAUUGUUGCUACAGUCCCUGUGACAGUUGCGGCAGCCGAAAGAAGUUUUUCCAAAUUAAAGUUGAUAAAAACCUAUUUAAGGAACACGAUGGCUCAAGACAGACUCUCGGCCCUCGCAAUCCUGUCAAUUG